Molecule: messenger RNA, 2315 nt
Organism: Glycine soja
Lineage: Eukaryota; Viridiplantae; Streptophyta; Magnoliopsida; Fabales; Fabaceae
Product: E3 ubiquitin-protein ligase RNF14
Exons: 7
Coding region: 217-2001 (594 amino acids)
Biological process (GO): ubiquitin-dependent protein catabolic process; positive regulation of proteasomal ubiquitin-dependent protein catabolic process; protein polyubiquitination
Cellular component (GO): cytoplasm; ubiquitin ligase complex
Molecular function (GO): ubiquitin protein ligase activity; ubiquitin conjugating enzyme binding; zinc ion binding
Source: RefSeq, a predicted model, not a curated record
GAAUUAAGAUUAAGAUAUACAGUAUUUUACAACUAAGAAAGAACAAAAUAAAGUGCCAAUGCAACAGCGCGCGGCGGAAGACUCCUCCUCCUUCACUCCGAACCCUUCUUCUCCUCACCAAAAUUUUGGCCAACCAAACCACCGCAAGCCCGCACGUAGGAACCGAGGUCCACAACAGCACCACCACCACCAGACUUGCAAUACCGUGUCGUCAGCAUGCCCGAACCGGCUCCUUCUUCUUCCAAUUCUCACUCCGUGGAGGACAAUGUAAACGUUGAAGCCACUGGCACGCCGCAAAAUCGCCAUAACAAGGACGGUGCCGGUGCCUCCGAGAUCAACACCGUUGACGGCUCCGAUCGCGUGGCUAGUUCAAGCAAGGCCGAGGAAGGAGACGGUGAUGAUAAUGAUGAUUAUAUUCAAGCCAGGGUUGAUAAGUUGCUCUGUAAAAUCGAGGAACCUGAAUUGUCCGAGGAACAGAUCAGAAUCAAUGAUCAAUCGCAGCAAGAUGAGAUACUUGUGGUGGAGUCAAUUUAUGGAGAAAACGUUUUCAGCCUUGAGAGGUGGAAAGGCCUGCGUUGUUUUCAGAUACAUAUAAAUGUUGAUGUUUUGGGUGAAAUUGCCAUUACUGCUAACCUAAACUCUAUCAAUCAACUUGAGACUCUAAGCAGCAAUUCAGAUGAGUUCUUGUACACUUUCAAAGUUCAAUAUCUACCACCAAUUGUUUUGACGUGUUUAUUACCUAAGUCGUACCCAAGCGACCAACCACCUAUUUUUACACUCUCUGUUAAGUGGUUGGAACCUGUGAAGAUUCUGAAUCUGUGCUACAAGUUGGAUUCAAUAUGGGAAGAACAACAGGGUCAGGAAGUGAUUUACCCUUGGGUAGAAUGGUUACAUAGUUCUUCUCUUUCUCAUCUGGGAUUUGAUGAGGAAAUCAUACUUGGGCCUUAUGGCAUGAAUUAUGUCCAGGAUGAGCGUGUUAUUUCAGGAGCUGAAUGCAUUGAUGUUGAUAUUCCUUUUUUACGAAGUUACAACGAUGAGAGACACAAUGAGAACUUCCUCAAAGAAUUGCAUGAUUGUAACAUUUGCUUUAGUGAAUAUGCAGGCUCUCAGUUCAUCCGGUUACCAUGUGAGCAUUUUUUUUGCCUCAAAUGCUUGCAGACCUUUGCCCAGAUACAUGUAAAGGAAGGCACUGUUAGUAAUCUUAAAUGUCCUGAAGCAAAAUGUGCAAUUAUGAUUCCUCCUGGCCUUUUAAAACAAUUGCUGGAUGACACAGAUUAUGAGCGCUGGGAAUCCAUGAUGUUGGAAAAAACACUUGCAUCAAUGUCUGAUGUUGUUUAUUGUCCAAGGUGUGAAACACCCUGCAUAGAGGAUGAAGACCAGCAUGCUCAAUGCCCAAAAUGUUACUUUAGCUUUUGUACCCUUUGCAGGGAACGACGCCAUGUUGGCAUAGCAUGCAUGAGUCUAGAUAUGAAGCUUCAGAUUUUGCAGGACCGUCAAAAUUUGUCUCAAUUAAAGGAAGAUCAAAAGCGAAGGGAACGUGAAAAGAUCAAUGAAAUGCUCAAUAUGAAAGAAAUUCAUCGUGAUUCCAAGCUGUGCCCUUCUUGUGACAUGGCAAUUUCUCGAACUGAAGGUUGUAACAAAAUGAAAUGUGGUAACUGUGAACAAUACUUCUGUUACCGCUGCAACAAAGCAAUUGAUGCAUCAGAUCCAUAUGGACAUUUCAGGGAUGGUUCAUGUGAAUUGUUCCCACGAGAAAUGGUUGAUUCCUGGGAAGAGCGCAUUAAUCAUCGCCAGGCGGUAGGACAACUACAGGCUGAGCUCUUUCCUCAACAUGGCUUGGCGUGUCCUAGUUGUCGUCAAUAUAAUCCAAAGAUUGGAAAUAAUAAUCACUUGUUUUGCUGGGCAUGCCAACGCCAUUACUGCUACUUAUGCAAAGCGAUUGUCAGGCGUGGCACUAAGCAUUAUGGACCAAAGGGCUGCAAACAGCACUCUGAGGGAUAGUAUAAGCACAAUCCCUUAGAAUGUUACAGGUUCAAUACGUUCUUCCAGACUGGUGAAGCCACUGUGAUCAAAUGCAAAGGUGGAAACCAUCUGCUAAAAGUUCAGUGAGUUUCAAUUGUAUUUUGUAACAAAAUAAAAUCAAUAUGAAUAGGAUGUGUUUCAAUUACAUUUGGAUUUCGGAAGAGGUAGUGUAAAAGGGUUAAUUAUAUGGCUGUAAUGGGAGUAAAGCCGAGUCAUUUUUUUUUAAAAAAUAUUCUCUACCUCAUUUUUAUUGUUUUUCCGAUACGUCGUCUAUAACAUUAUUGAUUUUCCAA